ACCGGACAGCGAGGCGGAAGCAACCGGGCGUCGCGGAUCCGGCGGCCGGCACGUGUCAGCGAGCGUGACAGCCGCAGCAGAUCCGGGCCUCCACGUCCGCAUCCGUUUUUCCUUUCCGGACCGCCCCCGCCUCCGGCGAUCACCUCCCGGCGGCAGCGGCCAUGCGGAGCCGGAGCUCCACCGACCGCCUCGAGGCGCUCUCCCUCGAGAUCGAGCGCAAGCUGCAGAAGGCUCUGAGCUCAAACUCGCAGCGUCUCCAGAUACUGCAGCAAUUGUUUGCCGAUAUCGCAUUGAAGGUGGAUGAUCGUGCCCGAGAUGCAAUUAUGAGCGAGAAUGAUGAUGGCAUUGCUCCAGUAGAUGAACGAGAAGAUGGUCGGCUGUGCUUCUAUGAAAUUCUUGCCAAUCAUUUUGUUAGAGUGCCUGAAAGUGGGAGGCGAAUACUCGAGUUGAUAGUGCAACUGUGGAGUCAGUCCUUUGCGUCCAAUAUAUUUGCACUUCUUUUCCACAAAUGGUUGUUUGAAGCUCCUCUUGAUGGAAAAGAAAUAUCGCUAAGAUACAGCUCUGCCCUUGUUCAAGGUGCUACAAAUGUAUUUUGGAUUGACAUACAAACAAAUACAAGACAUUUUCUCUCCUUGUAUCAUUAUCUCCUUGAAGAUGUUGCACUAAUCCCUGACCGACUUACUAAAAUAUCAUUACAGGCUGGUAGAGACCUUUUCCUUCUGCUAUCUAGAUUCAUGUUCUUCUAUGAUCAGGAUCAUUUGCUCUCUAGUUUCCUAGAGCAUUUUCCCACUUUUCCAAAUUCUUUCUUGGUUGGUGGUCCAGCAGAUUACUUUGUAAUUGAACUCACUGAUCAGGUUCAAAAACUAAAAAUUGAGCCAGUGCUACUGCACUACCUCUCCUGCAUGAGCAUACUUCAAGGGCUGGAACUGAGGUUGAGUACAAGCACUAGAUUAAAGGCCUGCCUCUACAGCUUCACUUCUCCUGGUGGCCUUACCUAUCCAACACGAGCAGUACGUCAUGCAGCCUGGAAUACAUUGGAUUUACUUUUCCCUGUUGGUCGCUACCCAAGGCACGUGAUAAGCCUGUUCUUCCGGCUGCUGUAUCCGUGGUACUGGCCUUCUUCUUGCUGGAACUUCGUGGGGACCUGUGCCAUGACUAUCUACUACUACAUUUUAAACCUGCUCGUCUCAACCUGGGAGAGCCUGAGGCGGCAUAGUCACCGAAGAACGCACAGUGAAUGAAGGCAGGGUGUCUGAACCAGUACCAUCUUGUGUUGUUCAUUUUCUUUCGGUUUUCGCAAAGCAAUGUAGUAAAUAGUAGCUUAUGCGUUUGUGCAAACAACAUGUUCUGUAUGAACUGCUACAUCUGUUCAGUUGUCUAUAUAGGAAGAGGAACAAAAGGUGAUGAAGGAGAGCAUGUGCAUUUCUGGCUUC
Messenger RNA from Panicum virgatum (switchgrass), 1433 nucleotides. RefSeq lists its product as uncharacterized. The record is from RefSeq and is a predicted model, not a curated record. Lineage: Eukaryota; Viridiplantae; Streptophyta; Magnoliopsida; Poales; Poaceae. Bases 162 to 1241 code for a protein of 359 amino acids. The transcript has 12 exons.